UGGAGCUCCACGCACACUCUGCGCCGGUACCAUGAGCAGCAAGAGCUGCAGCUUGUCUCCCCAGCUUCAGGACUGCAGUACCAUAGCCACUGAGGACACGGCAUGGCGGGGGGAAGGAAAGGACUUGUUGCCCCUCAGAAUACUUUUUUGGAAAAUAUUGUCAGGCGUUCUAAUGACACAAAUUUUGUGCUUGGGAAUGCCCAGAUAGUGGACUGGCCUAUUGUAUACAGUAAUGAUGGAUUCUGCAAACUGUCUGGAUACCAUCGAGCAGAGGUUAUGCAAAAGAGCAGUACUUGCAGUUUCAUGUUUGGAGAGUUAACAGACAAAGAAACAAUUGAAAAAGUACAGCAGACAUUUGAAAACUAUGAGAUAAACUCAUUUGAAAUCCUUAUGUACAAAAAGAACAGGACACCAGUGUGGUUCUUUGUGAAAAUUGCUCCAAUUCGAAAUGAGCAAGAUAAGGUGGUACUAUUUCUUUGUACCUUCAGUGAUAUUACAGCAUUCAAGCAACCCAUUGAAGAUGACUCAUCGAAAGGCUGGGGUAAAUUUGCUCGUCUGACAAGAGCCCUUACAAGCAGCAGAGGUGUUCUACAGCAGCUUGCUCCUACUGUACAUAAGGGAGAAAGUGUUCAUAAGCAUUCACGGCUGGCUGAGGUGUUACAGCUUGGGUCUGAGAUCCUUCCACAAUACAAGCAAGAGGCACCAAAGACUCCUCCACAUAUCAUCUUGCAUUACUGCGCAUUCAAAACUUCCUGGGAUUGGAUAAUCCUGAUUCUGACUUUCUACACUGCAAUCAUGGUUCCAUACAAUGUCUCCUUCAAGACCAAACAGAACAAUGUGACUUGGCUGGUUGUUGACAGUAUAGUUGAUGUAAUCUUCUUAGUAGACAUUGUCCUCAAUUUUCAUACCACCUUCGUUGGGCCAGCAGGAGAGGUCAUUUCAGACCCAAAGCUCAUCCGUAUGAAUUAUUUGAAGACCUGGUUUGUUAUAGAUCUUCUCUCCUGUCUGCCAUAUGAUGUCAUCAAUGCAUUUGAAAAUGUGGAUGAGGGCAUCAGCAGUCUCUUCAGCUCACUGAAAGUUGUUAGGCUUCUUCGCUUGGGUCGAGUAGCUCGGAAGUUGGACCAUUACAUUGAAUAUGGAGCAGCUGUAUUGGUACUGCUUGUGUGUGUUUUUGGGCUUGCAGCACAUUGGCUGGCUUGCAUCUGGUAUAGCAUUGGGGAUUACGAAGUCAUUGAUGAAGAAUUAAACAGGAUCAGAACAGAUAGCUGGCUCUACCAAUUGGGAGAAACCAUUGGAAUGCCGUAUCACUUUAAUACAAGUGGGACUGAAAAAUGGGAAGGUGGACCAAGCAAAGACUCUGUGUACAUUGCUUCACUCUACUUUACAAUGACCAGCCUCACCAGUAUUGGAUUUGGUAAUAUUGCUCCCACAACCGAUGGUGAGAAGAUUUUUGCUGUGGCUAUGAUGAUGAUUGGCUCUCUCCUGUACGCAACCAUUUUUGGUAAUGUGACGACGAUCUUCCAGCAAAUGUAUGCUAAUAGCAACAGAUACCACGAGAUGCUGAACUGUGUCCGAGACUUUCUGAAACUUUAUCAGGUGCCCAAGGGCCUCAGCGAGCGUGUCAUGGACUACAUUGUUUCUACAUGGUCAAUGUCUAAAGGAAUUGACACAGAAAAGGUUCUAGAAAUUUGCCCCAAGGAUAUGCGAGCAGACAUUUGUGUCCACUUAAACCGCAAAGUGUUCAAGGAGCACCCAGCAUUUAGACUGGCAAGUGAUGGCUGUCUCCGAGCUCUGGCAAUAGAGUUUCAAACUAUACAUAGUGCUCCAGGAGAUUUAAUUUACCAUGCAGGCGAAAGCGUGGACAACCUUUGUUUUGUGGUUUCUGGGUCCUUGGAAGUAAUUCAAGAUGACGAAGUUGUUGCAAUCCUAGGGAAAGGGGAUGUCUUUGGAGAUGUUUUCUGGAAGGAAAAUACCCUGGCUCAGUCAUGCGUCAAUGUCAGAGCCCUGACUUAUUGUGACCUUCACGUUAUCAAAAGAGAUGCCUUGCAGAAAGUACUGGAAUUUUAUACAGCCUUUGCAAACUCCUUUUCAAGAAAUCUUAUCCUAACAUAUAAUCUUAGAAAAAGGAUUGUGUUCAGGAAGAUCAGUGACGUGAAGCGUGAAGAAGAAGAAAGAAUGCGGAGAAAGAAUGAGGCUCCAUUAAACCUGCCUCCUGAUCAUCCUGUACGCAGACUUUUCCAGAGGUUUAGACAACAGAAGGAGGCUCGUUUGGCAGCAGAAAGAUUGAAGGACGCUAAUGAUAUAGAGAAAGGCAUUGCACAGUUGGAUGGCCAUGUAACAAAUGCUGCAGCAACAACCAGUGUGGUUACAGUAACUGAAAGUCCAGCAACUCCAGUCCCUUCACAAGUGGUUAGAGCCUCGACAUCAGAGACAUCAGACCAGGAUAAACUGCAGGCUCCAACAUCUGAGCAAUUUGCAGCAGCUAGACAAUCUGGUGAAUCUGGUAAGCGAAAGGGCUGGUCAAAAUUUAAAGAUUCUGCUUCUAAAGCAGAAGACUGGAAUAAAGUAUCAAAGGCAGAAUCGAUGGAGACGUUACCAGAAAGAACUAAAACACACGAAGAGAUGUCUCUGAGAAAAACAGAUUCAUGUGAUAGUGGUAUCACAAAGAGUGAUCUGAGAUUAGACAACGCAGGAGAAACACGGAGCCCUCAGGACCGAAGCCCUGUGCAGACGGAGGCAAAGCACACUUUUUAUCCAAUUCCUGAACAAACCCUUCAAGCAACCAUUUUGGAAGUAAAAUGUGAGCUGAAACAGGACAUCAAGUCCCUGAAUAACAAGAUCACCAACAUUGAAAAACAACUUUCAGAAAUACUGAGGAUAUUGAAUGCAAGAGCCUCAAAUUCGCCACAGGAAAUAUUUGAAAUAUCAAGACCAACAACCCCAGAAUCUGAGAAGGAAGAUGAACAGUUCUAGCUGAAGAGCCUUUAAGUGACAAAAAUCUAACAUGGAAAAAUUCAGGUGUCAUUUGCUAAACAUUAUCUACUUUAGAGAUGAGCUGUCCAGAGUGCUGAAAUGAUGGGACAUGAUCAUGCUCGUUUUCUGAUUUCUGAGAGGGAUGCACAAAUAUAUGUGCACCUCAUUGACAGAAUGACAACUAAAGAACACUCCUUUUGUUUUUACUGAUUUUCUACAUUGCAUAUUUUGAUUAAUUUAAAUGAUAUAAAAAUUAUGAACAACUAUUCUAUAAAAAAAUCUUUGCAUGUGGGCUUCUUAUGACAUUUCAUGGAGAUAAUUGCUGAAAAAAAUUGAUAAUUUAAGAUUCUUUAUUUUGUAGCAUAAUGUCUGCAUAUCUUCUCUAUUUAAUUGGGGUAACCAAAGGAACUUUUAGGAGCUUUUACAGAUCUGUACUGUACUUCUUUUAGACUCAAUAUUUACCUUUUUUUCUAGAUUAUACACAAAACAUAUCACUUCAUUAUGCUCCAUGUAGCUUUUUCUCCCCCCAAAACAUCAAGAUAAGUUUGUUUAUUUAUUAAUUACAGGAAAGUUACAUCUGAAGACCAAUAUUAAUGUUGCUGCUUUGCAGCUUUUUAACUGAAUUUGGACCUGCUUCUUGUUCAUGCUAACCUCUGCUUUGUUAAAGCAAUUCAAAUUUUUAAGAAAAGAUUUUAGGGACAGAAAUUUCAAAGAUAAAAAUUAAUUGCAAUUUUAGAACAUAAAAGGGCUGUCAGUUGUUUAUGUUCCCUUUCCUACUGUAUCCGUCUGCAGGUUCCUCACACCUUAGUUGCGUUUUUUUCUAAAAUUACUCAUUCCCAUUUUAAAGCCACUAAAUUAUGUUGUGCCAUUGUGCUACUUCCAGAGAAAGUGGUGGACAUGGGUACAGUUACAGUGUUUAAAAGACAUUUAGAUAAUAACAUGAAUAAGAAAUGUCUGGGAGGAUAUAGACCCAGUGCAGGCAGUUGGGACCAGUUUAGUUUGGGAUUAUGGCCAGCAUGGACUGGUUGGACUGAUGGGUCUGUUUCCGUGAUGUUUGACUCUAUACAUUCUGCGUUUCCUCCUGUAUCUUGCCCAAAGUGGUUAUUUUUCGUAAGUGACUAUUUACAGUUGGUAUCAAAACUGAGUCCAAUUUAUAUUCACUGAUUUUCCCCAGCGUGCGUGCACGCGCACACACACACACUCUCUCACUCUCUCUCUCUCACACACUCUCUCUCUCUUGCUCACACACACUCUCUCUCUCGCUCGCACACACGCGCGCGCACCCACACUGCAUUGCAGUUCUUGAUCAGGAGUGGAGAUCUUGGAUUAUUUCUUCGUUGUAGUUGUGCUACUACUACUUGAAACACUUAAUUGAUAUCUGAGCUGAAUUCUGAAAAACUUACAUUUGUAGGCCAACUUUUCAUGUCACUAAAUCAGGCUCCUUUCUUUCAAUGACAGACUCAAAUCGCCAUUUUUUUUUCCUUGCUCAUCUACUAAUCUGCUGUUGAGCUAAAAGAGGCAGACUUUUAUUUUCAAUUCAUUCUCAAGAUUUGGACAUCACUGACACGACUAGCUUUUAUCCAACAGUACAAAUGUCAGUACUCAAUGUAUGGAUGCACUUUUCUGGAAUCCAAACUUAAUAUACAGUAAUAAAGGCAGCUGAAAAAUGGCUGCAUGUUUAUAUAUUUAAAAGAUGCCAGAGGAUUUACACAUUUUCUUCACAUCACUCGACAUGAUUCCACUAGUCACACAAGAUAAAAGUGAAAUGGGAUGAAAUUGGUAUGCAUUUUAAUCCACUAUAAACAUGAAUAUAAACAGUAGCUGCUCUGGAGAACUCAUUCAGUAGCAGCAUAAGACGUCUAGUGCAACAUAAUCUGUGCCAAUUUGAUAUAUGCAGACAGAAGAGAGUUAAACAGUUCAAGACCCAACAGAGUAUUCACUGAAUUAACAGCUCAAAGAAAAUAUUUUAAUAGAAAUAACAUUGUAACAUACCUCAACAUAGAGGAAGCUUACUUUAAAAAAAGGAUGGUAACAAUAUAAAUUUGUAGUGGCAGCUUUUCUGAAUGUUAUAAUCAACAAUGUAAAUUUCAGUUUCAGUUUGGGCUUUCACUAAACGGUUUAAUGAUGUAAACAUUUCCACCAUUGCUGUGAUACAAAGUUGUUUGCCCAAAAUAUAAUUCUUUCCAAGGAACCACAUUUAGCAAUAUUGUAUGAGUUGAAUACUGAAACGCUAUUAUUCGGCAGGCUCCAAGAAUUCAGUCUUAAACAAGGAAUGAUGUUUACAUUGCUCAGUUAAAAUGAGUGGUUUAAUUCAUUGUCAUUAACUAGUAACCUAAAUUAUUCUCAAGUCUUUUUCAAAUAUCUACAAUUAUUUCCAUGUAAUUUUUCUACAGUAGCCUUUGUUAAUCAAUCUAGACUGAAUUAGCUGAUGGUACCAUGCAAUAUGUGUGGUCUACAUAAGAGAUACUCAGAAGAAAUGGUUCAAUUUUUUUUGUAAGUUUUACAUCAUUUCUAAUAUGUAUUUUUUUACAAUUCCAUUCA
Stegostoma tigrinum is the source of this 5514-nucleotide messenger RNA. RefSeq names its product potassium voltage-gated channel, subfamily H (eag-related), member 1a (gene kcnh1a). The coding region runs from base 103 to 2973 and encodes 956 amino acids. Gene Ontology annotation, biological process: potassium ion transmembrane transport; regulation of membrane potential. The record is from RefSeq and is a predicted model, not a curated record. The transcript is spliced from 11 exons. NCBI's taxonomy places the organism in Eukaryota, Metazoa, Chordata, Chondrichthyes, Orectolobiformes, Stegostomatidae. Gene Ontology annotation, cellular component: membrane. Gene Ontology annotation, molecular function: delayed rectifier potassium channel activity.